AGUCGCUGCAGUUCCCUCCACUCUGGUGGUCCCGUGUCCCUGCAGGGAGUCCGGGGGUCGGCGGGCCACUAAGACUUGGUGCAGGGCCGGCCCCGCCUGUCCCUCCCUCGGCCAGGCCUAGACGGUCGGGGCAGCGGGGACAUGGAGCCCUCUCCCGCCCCUGGGGGCUCGGAGACCACUCGUCUGGUGAGCUCCCGGGACCGCGGCAGCACUGGCGGCAGCUUGCGUUUGAAGAGUCUCUUCACAGAGGCCCCAGAGCCCCUCCCCGAGGAGUCCAAACCUGUGGCAAUGCCUUCCCACCACUGCCACAGGGACCCUCUGCCACAGCAGGGCCUUACCCCUGAGAGGCUGCAGGCGCGGAGGCAGCUGUAUGCCGCCUGUGCUGUGUGCUUCGUCUUCAUGGCCGGGGAGGUGGUUGGCGGGUAUUUGGCACACAGCCUGGCUAUUAUGACCGAUGCAGCCCACUUGCUGGCAGACGUGGGCAGCAUGAUGGGCAGCCUCUUUUCCCUUUGGCUCUCUACACGUCCAGCCACCCGCACCAUGACCUUUGGCUGGCACCGCUCAGAGACUCUGGGGGCUCUGGCGUCUGUGGUCUCCCUCUGGAUGGUCACUGGCAUCCUCCUGUACCUGGCCUUCAUCCGCCUGCUGCACAGUGACUACCACAUCGAGGGGGGUGCCAUGCUGCUGACCGCCAGCAUCGCAGUCUGUGCCAAUCUGCUAAUGGCCUUUGUGCUGCAUCAGGCCGGCCCCCCCCACAGCCACGGGUCUACAGGGGCAGAGUAUGCACCGCUAGAGGAGGGGCCUGGGGAGCCCUUGCCCCUGGGGAACACCAGUGUCCGAGCAGCCUUUGUACACGUGCUAGGGGACCUCCUGCAGAGCCUUGGGGUGUUGGCUGCCUCCAUCCUCAUCUACUUCAAGCCUCAGUACAAGGCGGCUGACCCCAUUAGCACCUUCCUCUUCUCCAUCUGUGCCCUUGGAUCCACAGCGCCGACCCUCCGGGACGUUCUUCGAAUCCUCAUGGAAGGUACCCCCCGCAAUGUGGGAUUUGAACCUGUGCGUGAUACAUUGCUGUCAGUGCCAGGAGUUCGGGCAACCCAUGAACUGCACCUUUGGGCCCUCACGCUCACUUACCAUGUUGCCUCUGCACACCUGGCCAUUGACUCCACUGCUGACCCUGAAGCCGUCCUGGCUGAAGCCUCAUCCCGGCUCUACUCCCGGUUUGGAUUCUCCAGCUGCACCCUGCAGGUUGAGCAGUACCAGCCAGAGAUGGCCCAGUGCCUACACUGCCGGGAGCCCCCUCAAGCCUGA
Messenger RNA from Otolemur garnettii (small-eared galago), 1308 nucleotides. RefSeq names its product solute carrier family 30 member 3 (gene SLC30A3). The record is from RefSeq and is a predicted model, not a curated record. Gene Ontology annotation, biological process: zinc ion transmembrane transport; response to zinc ion. The transcript has 8 exons. Lineage: Eukaryota; Metazoa; Chordata; Mammalia; Primates; Galagidae. The coding region runs from base 142 to 1308 and encodes 388 amino acids. Gene Ontology annotation, cellular component: plasma membrane. Gene Ontology annotation, molecular function: zinc ion transmembrane transporter activity.